AUGGACGACAACGUAAACCCCUUCGCCGCAGAGCCAGUCGCCAGUCCAGAACCCUCCCCGGCUCUCUCGCGCACAACAUCCCAUUCGUCGUCCCAGCCGUCCCGCUACACUGCCUCGUCCCCGCCCCCGACAGAACGCGCAAGCUUCCCAGACCCAACCAAAGAACCUCGCCGCGGCACAAGCCGUCUCGCCGGUCCCAAGCCCAAGGAGGACUUCUGCUGCGAGCGCGACAGGCAGAUUGCACGCGGAGACGAGAUUAGCAUCAUUGACGCCUUUAAGACUACCGAGGGCGGCAAAUCGAGCUACAUCACCUAUGUCAUCCGUCUGGGCAGCUACACCACUCGUCGCCGCUACUCGGCGUUCCUCUCGCUCCACCAGGCUCUCACCGGUCUCUACCCCGUGCUCAUCAUCCCGCCGAUUCCUUCCAAGCAAGCCAUCACCGACUAUGCUAUCAAGGGUCAAUCCAAGACCAAGGAAGACUCGACGACAAUUGCCAAGCGCAAGCGUCUCCUCGAAGACUUUCUCCGCCGUAUUGUGCGACACCCUAUUCUGGGUGGUGAGCACAUCUUCCACCGCUUCCUGGAGGACGGCGUCAGCUGGUCCGAGGUCCUCCACUCUCCUCCAAUCUCAUUGCUCCCCAAGAACCCCUUGCAUGCUCCCUCCCACAACCCUACCUUCCAAGAGUCCGAGGCCUCAGACGACCCGUCCACGUCUUCGUCGUACAUUGCCCACCACCUGCUGCCCACCCCGUCGCCCAGCCACCCGCUCCAUCGCCCAGAUCAGCGAUUCUCAGAGUCCGAGCUGUUCACCGACAGGUUCCAACAGCAUUUCCAGGGCACGAUGGAAAAGGUCAAUCGUCGGGUCGCCAAGCGUUGGGGCGAGCGUGCUACAGACAUGAGCGAGCUCGGCGCCCAGUGGAAUGGAUUCAGCUUGACAGAAUCGGGUGCUCUCGGCAACGCGAUCGAAAAGGUCGGCCAGGCAGUAGAUGCCGACUAUCUGGCCACAACACAGCUGCUUAAUGCUUGGGAAAUCGACGCAACCGAGCCUCUGCACGUGUAUUCCCAGUUUGCCCAGCUCAUCCGCUCGCGUCUGAGUUUCCGCCACCAAAAGCAUGUGCAGUACGAGCUGGUUCAAGAGGCCCUCGAGAACCAGCGCGACAAGCUUGAACUCCUUGAGGCUGCUGAGCGCGAGUCCCGUCGUCUCGAACAGGCGCUGGAACGUGGCGGUCGCAUCUCGUCAACUUCGCCCAACGCAGCCGGCUCGCCUCCCACUCUGGAGCGCUCCCUCCCGGCUGAGAACGAGGCUGCCGUCCCACGUCCCGCCCCGCGUCGUGCCCAGGCGUCGUUUGGUCUUCUCUCAGCCGUCAAGCACAGCCUGAGUGGCAUGAUGGACGUUGACCCCGAGUCCACUCGCCGCACCAACAUUGGCAAAACGAGGGAUAACAUUUCUCAGCUCGAAGACUCGCUGCAGGCAUCGGCCCAGGAUCUCAAGUACGCCUCGACCACGCUACAGGCCGACCUUGACCGCUUCCAGCGCCAAAAGGUCGCCGACCUGCGCCAGCUUGCCAUCGAGUUGUCCACUUUGCACAAGGAAUGGUGUCGCCAGAACCUUGAGGCAUGGAAGGCCGCGCAGACAGCCAUCCGCGAGAUCCCGGACCACCCCAACACACCCCCACCCGGCACUGUUCCCCCACGCGACCCAACCCCUGACCUCGCGGCCAGCAUGGACCGAGAAUUGCCCCCUGUUCCCGACACUUCGUCGUCCAGCACACCUGUCCCUUCCAGCACCAUCGGCGGGUAUGGUGUUGGUGCCACGUCCGUCCCCAGCGCGCUCCGCCUGGGUUCCUCCACCUCCGUGCCGUCCGCCACAUCAUCCGACGUACCCACAUCCCCAUUCAAGAGCGAUCCCCUCUCGGCCGCUGACCAACAGAGCGCGGACCCUCUCGGUAGCCCCACCCCGGCCAAGAAGAACGGCGACGCAAACCCAGUCCCGACUUCGCCCCCUCCCGCCAAGACGCCGUCUCCAGUCUCGCCGGUGUCGCCGUCUUCACCUAUCGCUCCAGUCUCCCCCGUGGCGGCGCCUGAGACUGCCGAGGAGACACCAGCUCCCACUCCCGAGGCGGCUCCUACACCUGCGCCUGAGCCUGUCAAGGACGACAAGGUUGACGACAGCGCAGGUCCCCUGGGUCCCUUAUAG
This is a messenger RNA of Apiotrichum porosum, 2196 nucleotides long. It is a transcript of the gene ATG20, whose product is annotated as Autophagy- protein 20. The coding region runs from base 1 to 2196 and encodes 731 amino acids. Gene Ontology annotation, molecular function: phosphatidylinositol binding. NCBI's taxonomy places the organism in Eukaryota, Fungi, Basidiomycota, Tremellomycetes, Trichosporonales, Trichosporonaceae. Gene Ontology annotation, biological process: retrograde transport, endosome to Golgi. The record is from RefSeq and is a predicted model, not a curated record. The transcript has 5 exons.